Molecule: messenger RNA, 1276 nt
Organism: Chlorocebus sabaeus (green monkey)
Lineage: Eukaryota; Metazoa; Chordata; Mammalia; Primates; Cercopithecidae
Source: RefSeq, a predicted model, not a curated record
AUGGAGAAAUUCACUACGGAUUUCAGGAGGGCUUUUUCCUCAGAAAUAAGAGUGAAAAGAAAAAGUCGCUGUUCAUCGUCGUGCACCACUUUGUUGACCACGCUCCGGGCCGCGGUGGUCCGGGCUAGGUGGCUGCCCCUGCCUCCUCGCCCCCGCCCCUCGCCCGCCCGGGUCGCUGGUGCUAGCGCCGGGGCCCGGCGGCGGCGACUUCCGCCGGCUACUGCUGCCCAGCCUGGGCGAGCUCAGCCGCGUCUUGGGCACCACCUCAGCUUGGCGGCUGCCCACCUGCCCCGGCUGCUACCGUGUAGCGGCGAGCGGAGCCUCCGGAUGGGUCCGGACGUGGGCGGCGGCGGCGGCGGGGCCGGGGGGCCGGGCGGGAGGGGCCCGGCCGGCGGAAGCGGGUGGAGGGAGAAGGCUCAACCGAAUUGCUGGGGCCCCACUCCGGAUCGCCUUCAACCGCCAUCUUACUUCUUCCCGCUACUGGAGGGCCGUCACGCGAGCUGCGCCGCCGACGAGCCUGCGAAGGGGCGAGGUGGCGCGGCGGCCGCUAGGGAGAGCGCGGGAACAUUGAGUCGAGAGCGGAGAGCCCGGGGCGCCGGCGCGGCUGGACUCCGAGCGCGGGUGGCGCGGCUGAGAGAGACCCGCAGCUCGCUAUACGCCCGGCGUCUAAGGCUUUCGGAGACCACAGUCUCCGCGGACCCCUGGCUGGAGCCCAAAGCUAGCCGGACUUCCUUCCCGCGGCUCCGCUUCCGCGGCUCCGACAGGAAGUGGAAAAGAGGGAAUCCUGCCCGAAACCUACUUCACGGUGUUAUAGAGAAGAAGAUACAGAAAAUGAAAAGAAAAUGUGGUACUACAGCACAAAGGUCCAGCUUGCAGAAUUAAUUGACUGUCUAGAGAAAGAUUAUUGGGAAGCAGAACUCUGCAGAAUUCUGGAAGAAAUGCGUGAAGAAAUCCACCGACACAUGGACAUAACCGAAGCCCUGACCGAUAAGGCUCGGGGCAGUAACAAAUCCUUUCUGGCGGCAGCUAAUGAAGAAAUUUUGGAAUCUAUAAGAGCAAAAAAGGCAGACACUGAUAAUGUUAAAAGCCCAGAAGAAAUAGAAAAAGACAAGAACGAGACUGAGAAUGACUCUAAAGAUGCUCAGAAAAGCAGAGAAUUCGAAGACCAGUCCCUUGAAAAAGACAGUGAAUACAAAACACCAGACGAUGACCCUGAGCAAGGAAAAUCUGAGGGUAAAAAAUUACUUGAUUAAAAAGAAAUAUUUCAUCAGUGUUA